Messenger RNA from Octopus sinensis (East Asian common octopus), 294 nucleotides. RefSeq names its product transcription factor 21-like. Gene Ontology annotation, molecular function: DNA-binding transcription factor activity, RNA polymerase II-specific; RNA polymerase II transcription regulatory region sequence-specific DNA binding; protein dimerization activity. The annotation marks the transcript as partial. The transcript has a single exon. Lineage: Eukaryota; Metazoa; Mollusca; Cephalopoda; Octopoda; Octopodidae. Gene Ontology annotation, biological process: developmental process; regulation of transcription by RNA polymerase II. The record is from RefSeq and is a predicted model, not a curated record.
AUGCCCCGGAAAAGGAAAGAAAUGGAAUUUGACAAUGAGCUAGGAUUUCAAUCUCCAAAACAUAAACCCCUUCAGAGAAAUGCAGCCAACGCUCGUGAGAGGGCGCGCAUGAGAGUUCUAAGCAAAGCUUUUUCCAAACUAAAAACCACUCUACCGUGGGUACCACCGGACACUAAAUUAUCUAAAUUGGACACUUUACGCCUGGCUGCCAGUUAUAUCGCACAUCUCCGGCAAAUCUUAGACACAGAAGAAGUGGAAACACCACAGCACGGAUAUAUACAUCCAAUCAAUUUG